Macroventuria anomochaeta is the source of this 1797-nucleotide messenger RNA. RefSeq names its product glycoside hydrolase family 47 protein. Gene Ontology annotation, molecular function: mannosyl-oligosaccharide 1,2-alpha-mannosidase activity; calcium ion binding. The record is from RefSeq and is a predicted model, not a curated record. Gene Ontology annotation, biological process: N-glycan processing; carbohydrate metabolic process. Bases 1 to 1797 code for a protein of 598 amino acids. Gene Ontology annotation, cellular component: endoplasmic reticulum; Golgi membrane. NCBI's taxonomy places the organism in Eukaryota, Fungi, Ascomycota, Dothideomycetes, Pleosporales, Didymellaceae. The transcript has 2 exons.
AUGCAUAGUAGAAAAGGCUCAUAUGGCUACUCGCUGUACAGAUCAAAAGUGCAGGUGAGGUGGUUUGGUUCCGCUCUGAUCGUCUCUGUUACCCUAUUACUGUUCCUUCGUACGGAAUUUACCUUCUGGAUCUUGCCGCGUCCACCACGCUUUCCCUCCUCUCAGACAUCGUGUCCAACGUCACCGCCAUAUCCAUCAAUCAUCCCACCUCCACAUGGCCGAUUCAGUUGGAGAAACGUCACCCAGCACUACCCAGUGAAGACGUUCGCAGAGCUGCCUGCUUCGAGGAAGAAGAAGCUACCACAAGUACAGUUCGACUUCGAGCAGGGGGAGCCACCCCUCUACCAUGAGCUUAUGCGCAAGCGUCGUCAAGCUGCAGUCAAGACGACAUUCGAGAGAUCAUGGAAGGCCUACAAAGAGCAUGCAUGGAAGCAGGACGAGCUAUUACCCAUUUCAGGAGGAUCGAAGACUACCUUUGGCGGUUGGGGAGCUACUCUUGUGGACGGUCUCGAUACACUUUGGGUCAUGGGCCUGAGGGAUGAGUUCCACCAGGCGGUUCAAGCAGUCACCGAGAUCGAUUUUGCACCCGGAGAUGGUGAACUGAAUAUGUUCGAGACUACAAUCCGAUAUCUGGGAGGCUUACUAGCAGCGUACGAUCUUACAGACUGCAAAGAUAGUCGACUCCUUGAGAAAGCGAUGGAAUUGGGCGAUAUGAUCUAUAUGAGCUUCGAUACCCCAACCCGAAUGCCUAUCACGCGCUGGAGUGCGAAGAAGGCUGCAGCUGGUGAAGAGCAAUCUGCUGCAGCUCAGGGCAUCAUUGCAGAACUCGCAUCCUUCAGCCUCGAAUUCACUCGCCUAUCCCAGCUCACAGGAGAUAUGCGCUACUACGACGCCGUGAAACGCGUCACUGUUGUUUUGGCCGCACAGCAGAAUAGCACCAAGAUACCUGGUCUGUGGCCCGUAGGCAUCAACGUCCAGAAACCCGACCUUACUCGCGACAAUCUCUUCAGUCUAGGUACCAUGGCCGACUCAGCCUACGAAUAUCUCGGGAAGACCUACCAGCUCUUGCAGAGCACUGGGGCAGCGACAUCUCAAUACGCGAAUAUGUACACAUCCGCCAUGGAUGCCGUCAUUGCUCACCUCCUCUUCCGUCCCAAGACACCCGACAACGCAGAUAUUCUGAUGCCAGCAGCCCUGCGCAUUGAUACACACGGUACAAUCACCCUCGACCACACCGCCCAGCACCUCGUCUGUUUCGCUGGCGGCAUGCUAGCACUCGGCUCCAAGCUCCUCGGAAACGCUUCCCAUCUGGACUACGGCCGCAAAGUGACAGACGCAUGUAUCUGGAGCUACAUGCAUGCCCCGAAUGGGAUUAUGCCAGAGGUGUUCCGUAUGACGCCCUGUCCUACACACGAGUCCUGUGAGUACGAUGAGGAGACCAGUCAGAGGCAGCAAUUCCCAGGUUUCGAAAGGGUGAUCGAUGCAAGAUACAUGUUGAGGCCUGAAGCAAUUGAAAGCUUGUUCUACAUGUACCGCAUCACAGGCGAAAGGCGCUAUCAAGACGUCGCAUGGAGCAUGUUCGAAGCAAUCGAGAGGCGGACGAGGACAGGGCUUGCGAAUGCAGCUAUUCGAGACGUGACGCUAAAGAGUGAGCUGGAGCUGGAAGAUAGUAUGGAGAGUUUUUGGAUGGCGGAAACGCUGAAGUACUUUUAUCUGAUUUUUAGUGAGCCUGAGUUGCUGAGUUUGGAUGAAUGGGUUUUCAAUACUGAGGCGCAUCCGUUCAGACUGAGCACAUGA